Messenger RNA from Microthlaspi erraticum, 2217 nucleotides. The record is from the annotation of a GenBank genome assembly. Lineage: Eukaryota; Viridiplantae; Streptophyta; Magnoliopsida; Brassicales; Brassicaceae.
AUGUCCGAGACUACUAAUGAAGAUUCCGGAGCCGGAAGAUCUGCGGAUGGCAGUUCAAAUGGACAAAGAAGUCAAUCAGAAGAAGCUCUCGCGGAGAGUUAUUCGUCUGAUCAAGUCGAGAGUUGUACUCCUCUGACGACGUCAUCCCCAAACUGGGGCAUUGAUGAUGAUGAUGAUAUUGGACCAAAACCUUCUGAACUAUUUGGGAGACAUACUUGGAAGAUUGAGAAAUUUUCAGAGAUCAACGAUGAACAGGAACUUCGUAGCGAUGUUUUUGAAGUCGGUGGCUACCAUUGGUAUAUCUUGAUUUUUCCAAAAGGUUGUGACAACAAUCUCUCUGUGUUACUCUGUGCUGCAAACUAUGAUAAUCUUCGUCCAGGUUGGAAUCAUUUUGCUCAGUUUACUGUAGCUUUGGUAAACACUGCUGAUCCAAAGAAAUCAAAGCAUAGAGAUAAAUUACACCGGUUCUGUAAUAGAAUGCGGAUUUGGGGAUGGCCAGAGUUUAUAGAGUUACCUAAAUUACAGGACGGUUACUUGGAUGAUUCUGGCUCUCUUUUAAUUACGUCUCAAGUUCAGGUGAUCAGCUUUAGUGACUUCUGGUUAGGGUUGGACCAGAAUUUUAAGCGUGAGAUGUCUCGAGAGAGAAGGGAUGUGAUUCACGAACAACUUGUAACAAUCUUCUUCGACGAGAAUGAGGUUACAUCCACUUUAUUGAUGGAUGCCUUUUAUAGUGGGUUGAAGUCUCUGGCUCUUGAAGGUCAAACUAAAACUAGGCCAAGAGUAACCGAUACCGAAGACUUGCCAGCUCCAAUGGUUCGUAUGGACGGAGAUAUGUUUGUAUUAGUUGAUGAUUUUGUGUUACUUCUUGAGAGGGCUGCCCUUGAGCCAUCUCUUCCAGAAGAUGAUAAAGGUUCUCAAACCCCUACAAAGGAUGAGAAUGCUAGAUAUGCAGUCGAUAACGAGGCCACGGAGCGUGAAGAGAGGCGUUUAACGGAGUUGGGUAGAUUUGCCGUAGAGAGAUUUGUUCUUGGACAUCUCUUCAUAAACAAGAUUGAAAGACCGUACCAAGAAGCUGUUGCAUGGACAAGGCAAGAAGACCUAAUUCGCGAAGAAGAGGAAGCCUUGCUAGUAGAAAGAGAACGUAAGGCCAAAAGAGGAGCAGCAGAAAAGGAGAAGAAAUCUAAGAAGAAAAAGAAAAAGAACAAAGGAAAGGCAAAAAAGAAAGAAGAAUCCGUGAGGACCCAAGCAGAAGAAAGCUUUACUGAGAAAGAUGAAUUUGACCCUAAGAAUCAAUGCCCUUCUUUAGAACAACCAAUACCGGAGACAAAUGAUGUUGUACCAAAAAGAAAAGCAGUACCUUCAUCAUCAUCAUCUGGAGACAUUCAGUUGCAGAUUGUGGUUUCUGAAGCAGAUAUAAAGAAAACUCCUUCUCCAAAACCGGAGACAAAGGAUGUUGUUCCAGAAAGAAAAGCAGUACCUCCAUCAUCAUCAUCUGGAGACAUUCAGUUGCAGACUGCGGUUUCUGAAGCAGAUAUAAAGAAAACUCCUUCUCCAAAACCGGAGACAAAGGAUGUUGUUCCAGAAAGAAAAGCAGUACCUUCAUCAUCAUCAUCUGGAGACAUUCAGUUGCAGACUGUGGUUUCUGAAGCAGAUAUAAAGAAAACUGCUUCUCCAAAACCGGCGGCACAACCAGUACAAUCCAUGUCAAGACCUGUGACUGUGAGUGCUCCUAUAAUCUCUCGGAAGCAAACUUCUCCUAUAGUAUCUGCUGUUCAAACCUCCACAUUGUCAUUUUCUCGUUCAAUGAGAUCAACAUGCCAUAUAGGUUCACCACCACAUAACCAAACUUACAUUCCUCAGUCCUACCAACAUGCCAUGGUGAGUUCAUCUGGUAUCUACAACUCAAGCUCUCAACCGACCGUUACAAGCAAAUUGCCUCCUUAUUCACAUCCGCUUCCUGUGUCAGUAUCUAAUCAGUCCGCUUUACCUAUCAACUUUGGCUCUUGGGAUGAGGUUUCGUCUGGUGGGCUCUUGUGGACCUGUGGUUCAAGUUCAAACAAAGACACAACAACAACUGCCAUCAGUGGGAAUCAUGGAACGAACCCUUGCAACACACGCAUCAUCAGUGAUCAGUUUGGGAGAACAGCACAUAGUUUAGUGACUGACGACGAGUACCCUCACAUUGGAAUCAUCAACGAUCUCCUUGAAGACGAGUAG